This is a messenger RNA of Pelobates fuscus (common spadefoot toad), 558 nucleotides long. RefSeq names its product large ribosomal subunit protein eL21-like. Gene Ontology annotation, molecular function: structural constituent of ribosome. Gene Ontology annotation, biological process: translation. Bases 37 to 519 code for a protein of 160 amino acids. Gene Ontology annotation, cellular component: cytosolic large ribosomal subunit; ribosome. The record is from RefSeq and is a predicted model, not a curated record. NCBI's taxonomy places the organism in Eukaryota, Metazoa, Chordata, Amphibia, Anura, Pelobatidae. The transcript has a single exon.
UCCGCCGGACCCGCCAUCUUGCAGUAAAUCGCAAAAAUGACGAACACAAGAGGAAAAAGGCGUGGAACCCGUUAUAUGUUCGCCAGACCCUUCCGUAAACAUGGUGUUGUUCCACUUUCAACAUAUAUGCGCAUCUACAAGAAGGGUGAUAUUGUGGACAUAAAGGGAAUGGGCACAAUUCAAAAAGGUAUGCCCCACAAAUGUUACCAUGGCAAGACUGGCAGGAUUUACAAUGUCACUCAACAUGCUGUUGGAAUUAUAGUGAACAAGAAACUCAGAGGUAAGAUUCUUGCCAAAAGAAUAAAUGUGCGUGUUGAACAUAUUCGCCACUUUAAGAGCAGAGACAGCUUCCUGCAGCGUGUCAAGGAGAACGAAAAGAAGAAAAAGGAAGCAAAGGAGAAGGGAACUUGGAUUGAGCUUAAACGUCAGCCUGCCCAUCCCAGAGAGGCACACUUUGUCCAGAACUUCGGCAAAGAUCCAGAGCUCCUUGAGCCAAUUCCAUACGAGUUCAUGGCAUAAUUUACUUCAAUUAAAAACCUUUAAAAAAAAAAAAAAAAA